AUGGUUGUUGACUGCUCAGAACCUGGUAUACCGGAAUUCGGUUCCCAUACGGGGGAUAUAACCAACGGUAGCACAGUGACUUUCUUGUGUGAUAGCGGGUAUACAUUGGUUGGAUCGUCUAGCAUCUAUUGCAGCAGUGGUACAUGGACUGGAGACAUUCCUACUUGCCAUGCCGAUUGCGUUGUUCUCACACCACCCGGAAAUGGACAAAUGAUUGGAUCCAAUUUUGUCCACGGUAGUGUAGUGUCUUUUUCAUGUGAUGUCGAUUACACCAUGAUUGGUCCUUCCUCAGUCACGUGUGAAGACGGUAUAUGGAACAGCACCGCCCCCUCGUGCUAUGCCGAUUGUGUUGUUCUCACACCUCCCGCAAAUGGUCAAAUGAUUGGAUCCAAUUUUGUCCACGGUAGUGUAGUGACUUUUUCAUGCGAUGUCGAUUACACCAUGGUUGGUGUGCCUUCAGUCGCAUGUGAUGACGGUGUAUGGAAUGACAGCGUUCCCUCGUGUCAUGCGGAUUGCACUGAUCCAGGCACACCGCCCUCUAGCACUCGCAGUGGUGAAACAAAUCAUGGCAGCGCCCUCACAUACAAUUGUACACAAGGCUAUGCGAUGCUUGGCUCAGAUACCGUUAUCUGUAUGGAUGGAAGUUGGGACGACACAGCGCCCGCGUGCUAUGAUAUUACACCAGACUUGUACUGGGACAUGAGUGGUAAAUGCUCUCAGGAUGACUUAGAUCCAGAUGCCUCCUGUCCAGGCGACUCGUGUUCUACUAUAUACAACAACAUCGGCGGCUACACUGGCACCGUCACCGGAAUUCUCGAUCUAGUUCCUGCCCCAGCAGCAAGACUGGGGUCACACCUAUGCGUAGCUCACAUGGAGAGCAGCGAUUUCGUCAACUUUGGUGACUUCAGCGGAACAUGUUUCACCGAUCAAAGCUUUUGUCCGGAUGGCAUCACAAUCUCGACGUGGAUGUUCUACGAUCUCUCGUCGAAUCCGAGCUCCGUUAAUUUCAUCGUAUCGACGGGCGGGCAGACCACACAGGGCAGAGGAGUGACGUUGUACACCAACAAUGGAGCGUUGAUAUGGAUGAUCAAAUCGUACCAGACACCCACUACGUUGAAUAACUAUGCCUACCAAAUUGACGCUUUCCCCGAUGCCCAGUGGUUCCAUCUUGUGUGCGUGUUCCAUCCUACUGAUCUAGGAGCCAUGUAUUUCAACGGAGCAGUACAGUGGGUUGCUGCCACAUUCAAUACUAAAACAACGGGCGAUCAUUUGUACACAGAAAUAUUGAAGAAAGGUGGGAAUGCUGCUGAUGCUGCUGUUGCCGUGGCAGCAGCUUUGAAUGUUACAGAGCCUUGUAGUACCGGAAUCGGUGGUGAUUGCUUUUGUCUUUUUUAUGAUGCUAAGUCUAAGACAGUUCAUGGACUCAAUGGCAGCGGCCGAUCCCCAAGAGACAUGUCACUAGAAAUGUUGAAUACUAGAGGUUACAAUGCAGAUAAUCCGAUUCCAGUGCAAGGUGCACUAGCUGUGACAGUACCAGGGGCUGCGGCAGGGUGGCUUGAUACUAUUGAGAAGUUUGGGAGUAAAAAGGUAUCAAUACGAUUUAAUAAUGUACAAAUACCAACUUUAAGUUUGAAUAUUUCUAUUACAGAUGCAACUCGAGGUUCUCCGUAUAGUAGUAGCGACACAGUAUAUUUCAGUGUUGUCGACGGCAACGGUAAUGCCUGCUCCUUUAUAGUCAGCAACUAUAUGGGAUUUGGUACUGGAUUGGUUCCAUCUGGAUGUGGAUUUACAUUGCAGAACCGUGGUGCCAACUUUACCUUGCAACCCGAUCAUCCAAAUGUUGUUGCUCCAAAUAAGAGACCAUUUCACACUAUUAUUCCUGCUAUGGCCACUUCAGCCAAGACCGGAGAGUUAUUAGCCAACUUUGGUGUAAUGGGAGGAUUCAUGCAGCCACAAGGACAUGUACAGGUACUGCUAAACAUGGUAGAAUUUGGCAUGAAUCCACAAGAAGCACUUGACCAGCCACGUUUCUGUAUCGGACCUGGGCAUACUGGAAUCAGUUCAACCAUUUCACUGGAGCACGGGAUUGCCUCGAAAACAGUUCUCGAGUUAGUAAACAUGGGACAUUUAAUUGACGGCCCAAUAACUGGUUUAAACAGAUCAGUUUUCGGCAGAGGACAGAUCAUUACAAAAGGAGCCUGGUGGUCAGCUGGCAGGAAUCCAAGUGACCAAUUAUUUGUUUGUGAUGAUUGUAAAGUAUUAUGGGCUGGUUCUGAUCCAAGGGCUGAUGGGAUGGCAGCUGCUGUUCUUUAGAGUAAUGCUUUCUUGCAGACUUUAAAAAUAGCAAUUUGAAAUAGCAGUGGCG
Saccoglossus kowalevskii is the source of this 2365-nucleotide messenger RNA. RefSeq lists its product as uncharacterized. NCBI's taxonomy places the organism in Eukaryota, Metazoa, Hemichordata, Enteropneusta, Harrimaniidae. Gene Ontology annotation, molecular function: glutathione gamma-glutamate hydrolase. Gene Ontology annotation, biological process: glutathione catabolic process. The record is from RefSeq and is a predicted model, not a curated record.